AUAAUUUGUAUUCUAGAUACGCAGUUUAAUCAAAAAUAAAUCAUAUAUUCUCGUGUAUUUGUUGCCUUUUGUCUAUAAAAGUGUUAAUUUAUCUGAACUCAAAUAUAGUCAUAUAUCUACUCAAUCAGAUGUUUGAAGAUAUUGGUUGAAAUGGAAGAGUUAUUACAAGAUAUUUUCAAAGAGGCCACCGGACCCAAAUUGACUGCGUUGAGGAAAUCUUGUCAAGAUGCUUUGGAGGUGCUGUGCCUACAAGAGAGCAGCGCGCGGCGAGCGUCGUACGAGCUGCGGCGCGCGUGCCUGCUGCCCCUGCAGAUCGCGCUCGAAACCAAGCGGCCGCGGCUCGUCGCCUUCGCGCUACAGGGCUUCCACAAAAUCCUUCGCGACGACAGAUUUCACCGAGGACUCGAACCAGAGGACGAUUCGUUAUGGACCCCUUCCCAACUUCUCUGCGCUACUGCUUCUGUCAUGAACCAUUUGCCGGAUACACAGGUGCAAGUGUUCCGACUGUACCUGUCGCUGGCGCUGUCCCCGCGGCGCACGCUCAACGGGCGGCUGUGCGUGUGGGCGUGCGGCCGCUGCGGCGAGGCGGCGGCGGCCGCGCCCGCGCCCGCGCACGCCGCCGCGCGCGCCGCCGCCGCGCAGCUGCUGCGGGCCUACUGCGCGCAGCUCGAUGAGGAAUGCCAAGAGCUGCUAUCAGAAGGCUCUCCUCUCGGCAGGAAUCACAUAGUAGCAGUCGGCUGCUACAGCGAAGUGAUCCCCGUCAUACAAUACUUGUGUGGCAGACUGACCGAAACACAACUGAUCCCCAAACAGAACCCGCUAGCGCUGUUCUUCCUAGACUGCCUGCUGACUCUGAUGUCGAGCCUGUCAGAGCGGGUGAAUGGCAACUCGCACUUCACAACCUUCCUAUGGCAGAAGUUCUGCCCCUCGCUCAUAUCGUUCCUGGGGACGCCAAGAGUUGACAAGAAUAUUAAAUCCAGGGAACAUGACGGUCACUUAGUUGACGACUCUGGUAGAGGCUCCGGUGCUCUUGUUUGCGCUCCCAGCUUCAACAGUAAACAAGCUAAAGCUAUUUAUAGCAUAGCCAACCAGCUAGUUCGUCUGGUAGGCUCCACAGCAAACCUACGACCGGUCCUAGAAGCGUUAUACCACAGGAUGUUGCUCUACCCGCCGGUGUCACACCGAGUAGAGCCACUUCGCAGCACUAGGGAACUACUGCAGAACCCAAAGAGGCUGUGCCAGUUGGUGUUGUUGAAGAAAAACGAUCAGCAAGAACGACAUAGUGAUGAUAUGGCUAUUAUUAGACUAAUCAUGGAUGGCAUAGAAGAAUGUGGGAGAAGCGGAAAUCCAGAAGUGAUCGCCGCAGCGGUUGAGUGUGUCGUGUCUCUGCUAGACGCGUUAGAAAAGCUAUGUUCAGGGUCAAUAGAGUACCUAACCCCAGAACUAGCGUCUCUUAUAUUGGAACACUGGCCGAAGCUGCAGGACGCCGAUUAUACGGGGCCGUUGACGUAUCAGACGUUGGCUAGGUUGCCUAGUCCUUAUCGAGAUGUGGUGGCUGUACUACAAAGUACUGAAGAGAAAGAACAUGAUUCUUCAGAUACAUCAGGCCCAGAAAACGUGUCCUCAGGCAGCGACGGCGAGGCAGAUUCAGAUGCGGACAACGUGUUUCUGCCAUCGCGCGCCAACAACCCCACCUCGCCCGACACCGAGACUGACUCGUCUCAAGAGAAACCCAAGUCCAUACCUAAGACUUUGAAUUUGGGAAGGUGCACCGUGACAGAAUGCAAUGUAGAUUUGGAAAGGCACAACGCGAGGCAAUUUAUAAAGACGCUACAAAACUCUCUUCUGCCAAAGUUGCUAAAUCUAAGGACUUGCAUUGAGGUGGACGAAGCUAUGCAAGAGUUCGCAUCAAAGUGCUGCCAACAUAACGCGGCGCAACCACCAGCUACUUCCUGUAUCAUGAACGCUGAUGGCGUGUACCUCGCCACUUAUGCGGCUUUGUUGCUCACACUGAAACAACGACGCACCAACUACUACGUCGAACCGGGGAAAAUCCCAGUAGCAUUAACAGAAGACGAGUUCGUAGAGGAGGUACAAGGCAGCGGCGUGCUAGUGUACCUAUCGGCUACUUGGCUUCGAGAGCUGUAUCAACAGGUGUUAACUAACGAUCUACUCAAGGAUGUGCCCACAUCUGACCAUCCGCUCAUACAUCUGUUGUCAGACAUGGGCGGCCUCGACCAGAGCCCAGUGAUGUCGGAUUGGCAGAAGUUGAAGGAAGUUUCAAUGCUGUACAACACCGCUGAUGAAACUCCGCAAUACCAGGCUAGCCUGCGAUGGGCUAGAAGAAUAUUGACCUGUAUCUGGGAAUCGAUGGUAACAGUUCUGAGUGUACCUUUAAUGGGGUACAGAGACAAAAAGCAGAAACUGCACGGAAUUAUAUCUAAGAAGAUCAACACAUUUGGGAAGAGGAAGCGCAAGGCUUGGGAGGGACUUACUAUACAAUGCCUUGAAGGCCUACACAAGGCUGCAAGAGUGAGCAACACAUUGAGCCUACAAAAUCGCUGCAGCAGCAUCUUGGCCUUGCUUGCAAAUUCUGCCAUAUCACAGCCACCUAAUGGAAAAAUACUGUCUACACAUGCACUAUCACUUGACAUACUGAUUACAGGGGGUCUGGAGCUCGGUUCCAAAGCUCCUGAAUGCUGGGAGCACAUAUUUGCGGCUUGCCAAUACGUGUCUAGUUUCGAACACUCCUUAUUUGGCCAACAAGGUAACAACGCUACCCCCAUAGUGACCAUGCAGACUGGACGAAACAAAACUGUUUCUAUACUCCAGGCAGAUGCUAAAUUAGGACUCGACGGCCGAGAGGAUGAAACGUGUGUGGAUGUCUUCAACUUCUUGCAACCAGUUCUGGAGAAUAAUCUCGGCAAUGACAUGUCUGUCGCUAAAAUUGUGGAGACUUGCAGACAAGAGAGUGGUAACGUAAUAUCUGGCUCGGGUGCGGCGCGCGUGUGUUGCGCACUGUCUACAGCAACUGAUACAUUGUUCACUCGUCUCGCUGCUACCACCACUCUGCCUACAUUGCGAGCCGCCUUGCAAAGACUUGCUUCCCAUCAGCAUCGACUGCUGUUCUCAUCGUGGGAACAAGACGUAGCCAACAACAACGCGUGGUGGCGGCGCGGGCCCCGCAGCCCGGCGGGCGCGGGCGGCGAGGCGGCGCGCGCGCUGUGCCGCGCGGGGGACGUGGCGCUGCGCUGCCUGCGGGCGGCCCGGCCGCUGGCGCAUCGGAUGGCUAUCUGGACUGUCGUCGGCCCGCAUUUCAUGCAGGCGGCGUGUCACAAGGACAUCCAGAUCUCAAGUUUGGCCAUUCAGUGCCUCCACGACUGCGCCACCGCGUUACUAAACCAGCAAGUCGAGUUGCCGCACUUCCACUUCAACGAAGCUCUGUUGAAACCCUUCGAGAACCUUCUUUGUUUGGAACUGUGCGAUGAUGAUAUACAGGAACAAAUCAUAUCAUGCAUAUGCGAAUUUGUUGAAACCAAUAGAAUGGAAAUCAGGUCCGGGUGGCGACCUCUGUUCAACACUCUCCGAGCAGCCAACAAUGCCAACCAAUACUCAGCCAUUUUGGAAAUAUUUAAAGUAUUCCUCAAUACAGACAACACUCUGGUGUUCGCAAACGCCGCUCUGGAUUGUAUUCUUUGUCUGUUAAGUCACAUCAAAGGCUUACAUUACGAUGAGGUCCAAGCCACUGAAGUGAAACCAAAGAAGGUCACAUCUCCAACUCAGCAAAAGCCAAGCUUAAGCUUGAAAUUCUCAAAGAACAGUAAAUUCAUACCACUCAGUGAAGAAAAAUCGGAAAAAGUCAUCGUCGACAUGUGCAAAGAAGCGUUGUUUCAUCUAGAGAACUGCGCAGAAAUAUUGACAAUGAUGUACAAUAUGCCGAAAUGCCCCAUAUUCAACACAGGUAACAGAAUCAAAGGCGAUAUGCCUCUAGCAGUGGUCGAUCCCAUAAUACCAAGCGCCUCCCUGGAUAUUACCAAAUACAUUGCAAACGAUCAUUACGAGGAAGAACUAAUCUCAUAUCGGAAACUGUCUACAAGUUUACCGCUCUCAAACACUACAAAUAAUUGUCUACUAAAACUUGAUCGGCCAAGCAACAUACUAAAAGUUUGGUACGUACUUAUUGAAGGACUCAUCUCGGCCACUGUAGUGUGCUCAAAGAAAAACCAACCAGCGGCUAUGGAGACGUUAUUCAAGCUUUUAAGGAAUAUUGUAGAUGUGCCAGGAACACAUUUUGGUCUUCAUUGCAUAAAUCAUCUGCUCUUACCAACUGUGCAGAACUGGUUGCGUCAGAUUUCCAAUGUGAAUACACACUGGGACAGUGUUAUGCCUAACUUCAAACAAUGUUGUGGUAUGACAACUGAUACUAUCGUGGUGUACUUACAUCAUUUGCAACAGAUUAACGUAGAAAGAUCAACGCCUGAUGAUAAGAAUGAGGAAAUUGAGCCCAUCGAAAGUAUUGAGGCGACCUUUGCUUUGAAACAAACCAUGUUGAUUUUAGUAGAAUGCAUCGCACAGCCACAAGAACCGAUAGCUAGACUAGGGGCCUCUUGUAUUAGGCACAUAAUUUUGACUUCAGGCCAUUUAUUGACGGAUAACCAAUGGGAAAUAGUAUGCAUGAGUCUCCAUAGAGCUUGCAACGUCAGCUUGAGUCCACUGAAGCAAAUCACUUACGCUUUCAAAGAGAAUUCCAACAGCUUCUAUGGAGACCUGGCAAUGGUCAAAGUUGCUGCUAGACGAGAUUGUUCAGUGAAUGAUAAUGUUAGGCUACACGCUAUGGCACAACAAGUCUUUCUAACUGAACAAUUGAAAACGGAUGGCCAUACUAAAUUGACACCAAAGAAUUCAUCACAAAACUUGAUGCUUAUUGAUGACAGGAGUUAUAUAUUCCUAGUAUACCUCCAGGAGUCGAUUAAUUCUCUAAAUCCUGAGUUGUAUACAGUAAGAGUUCCACAUAGGGGACUAGUAGUUGGGCUUCUUGCUCACCAGAUAUUGGUUCAAAUCAUCGCAACAGUAUUAAUUCAAGCUUCGUCAGAUAUCUUCCAAGGUAUUAACAGUAUUCUGAUUGAAAGUCUGAAAACAGGAUCUAAUGUUUGCAACUACAAGUUCUUCAUAAGCAGUGACAAUGUAGAUCUGUUACUAAAGGGUUUGGAACUAUCGUAUAUGAGGGCCUUACAAUUUGAUUCACGACCAGGCUUGAAGUUUCUUGUACAAAAAGUAUCAAAUCUAGAACAUGCAGCGAGUCUUUACAAACAAACAACUUCAUCUUGGUUGAUUAAAGUAAUAGCUUUAACCGAGAUAUUCUUUGGCGGCGUGCACAGAUUCAAACUAAAACCAAACGACAUAUCGAUGAUACUCAACCACUACACGACUUCACUGAAUUUGACGUUGGAGUACGACCGUUUUGUCAGAAAAAUAUUUGACUUGAAAACCACUUGGGAACUAUUAUGCAGUAGUUAUAUAAAGCACCUGAUACAUGUAUCUGACUUUGAUCAUGAUGACGUCAAAGACCGAAUCUCAUGCAGUUCCGUUGAUACAGACUCGUCAUCUAAUCACUAUGAAGAGUUUUAUGCCCAAGAACCCAAUGAAUCUAAUAAUACAACUGCAGACAAAAAAGAUGUGAAGGAAUCCUCCGAUAGUUCAGUAGAACACAAACCAAAACCAUUUACAUUUGCUGAUUUCAAAGCAAACAGUCAAGCGUCUAUAACUGUGGAUAGUCCGGAAAAAACAACGGUAUCAAUAAAGUCUUAUGACGAAACAGAUGUAACUAAUGGUGCUUCCGAUACUGAAGACACUAUUGGUCCAGAAACUAUACUGGAAAAAGCCAAAGAUCUUACGGAUGAGGCUCAGAAUACUAAAUAUAACGAAUCUCCUGCUAAAGAUAACAGAAUCAGUGUGUCUGAUGCACUCGAUAGUCACAUACACAAUCGCAAGGUUAACAUCACAAUUUGCGAUCCGCCUGCGUACGAAAAGAACAAACACGUUGAACCUCUAAUUCCGCCACAGCCGGUCCCUCCGGAGAUAGAACAGCAGAGAGCGCUGAGCAUCGGCAAGGACAUAGAAGUGCAACGGCACUGCUUCCAAAACAUUCUGAUGGCAUACUUGGAGCUGGUGCUGACGUUCCCGCUGGACAGGUUCCAACUGAUCCACCCGGUACUCCGCACGGGCUUCGUGCAACUCGCCAAAACGGUCAUCGACCCGCAACUCCUCGACAGAAUCAAUAUAUUUUUUGACAAAAAAGACUUGACCGAAUUUAAUUAUAAGUGAUCAAUUAACUUGUGAUAAUAUAAAUUCACAUUACAAUGUAUAUUCCUGUAUUGUUCAGUGUUACGUGCAAAAUAAAAUCAUAUUAUACUGAA
Molecule: messenger RNA, 6416 nt
Organism: Pectinophora gossypiella (pink bollworm)
Lineage: Eukaryota; Metazoa; Arthropoda; Insecta; Lepidoptera; Gelechiidae
Product: brefeldin A-inhibited guanine nucleotide-exchange protein 3
Exons: 24
Coding region: 151-6324 (2057 amino acids)
Biological process (GO): regulation of ARF protein signal transduction
Molecular function (GO): guanyl-nucleotide exchange factor activity
Source: RefSeq, a predicted model, not a curated record